AUGUCUUCGUCGUUCAAUUUCUCUCGUCCAACUACUAAAGCCGAUGAUCUCGAGGACCUUUACAAGGCGUACGGGGUCGAUCGCACCGUCGUUCUUGAUUUUCCCGGUACGCAUGAGACUCCCGAAACCGUGCGAGAAAGCUACUACGGAGCCUAUCUUUCUUUCUUUCACUCUUGUGGUCUUAUCUUCCCGAUCCCUGAGCCAAUACUUGAGAUUCUGGCGGAGCUUGGGUUAUCGCUUACUCAGAUCCUCCCAAACUUUCUUAGGUAUCUUAUCGCCUUCUUGGUUAGGGUUAGGGAGGAAGGUCUUUCUUUUGGCCUUAGUGAGUUCCGACAGCUCAUUCUGGUGAAGCGGAACCAGCAGAACCAUGCUCCUUCAGGAAGCUCCUCGAUGUCAGACGAGAUUCGUGGUCUGAUCGGGAUUCUUCGGAGAGAUCGUUCGAACUGGUCAACGUUUGACCAAGCUCGGAUACGAGCUGUUUUUGCUAUGCCGGAGGGGACCGACAGCGCUCCUUUGGUUGGGGGUUCUGAGGACGAGGCCGAAAACUACCAGGAAGUCAUAGCGACUCCUUCCGUUCAGACCCAAUCUUCAGAUCGAUUAACUAGACAGCUUGUGAGGAGGUCGUCGUUCCGCACUUCCGGGUCUGCAUCGAGGGGCCGAUCUUCUGGAAAAUCUCCCUUGAUCUCGAUUCACGACUCUGACGAUGAAGAUGUUUUGGGAGAGAGGCGGCCUCGUGUCUCGUUGAGCCCUGGCUUGGAAGACGAGACCGUUGCAGUGACUCGCAAACGACGCCGGUCAUCGGUGGGUGCCUUGCCCAGUUCAUCUCGUCCUAGGUUUGUUCCUGAGGGAGAUGGUUCUUUGUUUGCGGCCCAAAGUGACCUAAUUUCCCUCGCUGGUCGUAUGAGGUAUGCGGGUUGCCGUCUCCCAUCUCUUGCUUCCUCAGCCGAGAAGGAAGCCUACGCCAAGGUUGCGGUGGCGAGCUCUAAGGUGAUGGAAGCUUUUAACGAAUACGUUGUGUUGAUGGAAGAUCACGUCGUAGCUUCUCAGAAUGAUAAAGAGAUCGAGAGCAUCGGUUCCGAGAUCAAGAGGCUUUCGAAGGAGCUCGAAGCCACCAAGCGAGAAGGGAAGAAGGAUGCCGAAAAGAUUGAGGCUUUGACUGAAGAUUGGAGGAGAAUUCACCUGGAGAACGAGGCUCUUAUGACCCAGAUGGUUUCUCAAAAGGCAAGAAUCGCGGCGCUCGAGGUCGAGAGAGAUCGGGACAUUCGUCGUGCUUCCCGUAUUGCUCGUCGUGCUAUUGCUUUGUUCUGGGACUUACCAUAG
This is a messenger RNA of Brassica oleracea var. oleracea, 1320 nucleotides long. RefSeq lists its product as uncharacterized. The record is from RefSeq and is a predicted model, not a curated record. Lineage: Eukaryota; Viridiplantae; Streptophyta; Magnoliopsida; Brassicales; Brassicaceae. Bases 1 to 1320 code for a protein of 439 amino acids. The transcript is spliced from 3 exons.